GCCCUUUAGUUGCUAUAAAAGAUGUUUUAUAUACCUUGACCCUUUAAUAAUUAAAUUUCGGUUUAUUCCAAACGCUAAUUCACAUCCAAUCCUAAUCUGGUUAACUGUAGGUUUAAUUCCUGAACAGAUGUUUGGAUUCGAGGACCGUUACCAUACAGAGUAUAAAAUGAACAGUUCCGGCCUUCAACAUUCUCUGUAAUUAUCAAAUUUAGGGUUUCAAAUUUAUGUAAGAAAUUAUAUCUAUUCAAUUGAAAGGAUAGCAUCUGCAACCGAAAGUACCUGGUGAAAACAGUCUGAAGAGGAAGCAUCUACAUUGAAGAGUUGCUUAGAGUGUUAAUAAUGGGAGCUUUAAAAUUGGAACUUGGAUUGCCCCAAAGUAUUGAUGGACUCACUGUUGAUCCACAGCCUGACUGGACUUUUGAUAGUCUUUUCAUAGAGCUCAGUUCAAUUGAAAAGAAGCUCGAUACAUCUCCGAUAUUUCCUGUGCCAUUUACCAAAAUCAGAUCGCGAGAACUUUCAAUUAUGAAGGAUAUCAGAAGAAGUCCGAGGACUUUCGCAAUGCAUAUAUCAGACGAUGAGAUUGAGGAUGUGGGAAGUGAUGGUGAUGGGGAGGCUCGUGAGCAAUUUCUGGUUCGGGGUAGACGAUUUGCUUGUGAUGAACUUUACAUAAGUGACAGCGAUGAUUCUGGAGAUGAGUCAGCUCUUGAAACCCAAUAUCAUUUGAUGGACAAAGUGGGAUUAGUAGAAGGACCAUUAUUAGAGCUAACUCAUGAGUAUCAGAUUAGUAUUACGGAGGAAAUUAGAAACCAAAUUGUAGCAUUGGAGACAGAUCUGAUGAGUGAAAACGAGAAGUUUACCUCUGCACUUGCUCGAGUUGAGAGACAUACUGAAGCAAAGCGCGACAUAGACAGGAAACUUGAUAUGCAUUAUCAACGCAAGAUUGCAGAAGCACUUGAUAAUCACUUGACUGCUAUUCAGAGGGUCCAUGAACACAGAUCCCAGAUCGAAGAAAGGAGAAUAAGAGAUGAUGCAGCUUUCGAAGAGUCAAAAAGGAAGGAAAAGGCUCUUCAGGAAGAGAAACUGCGACAAGAAAAAAUCAGAGCAGAAGCAGAGGCAAGACUUGAGGCUGAAAAGAAGAGAGCUGAAGAAGCCAAAGCAGCAGCUUUGGAAGCUGAAAGGAGAGCAGCAAAAGAAGCUGCAGAAAGGGUUGCUACUGAAAAUUUAAGAAGGGCUAGUGCUGCUGUAGUGCCUCUAAAAGAAGCUGAUGGGCUCCAAACGGGAUCUGGAUCCAAUAUAAUGCAGAAAGCAACAUCAGCAGGAAAUGUAUUCAAGGGUGCUGCACGUGCUUUAGAGUUAGAGGAAAGAAGACUACAGAUCUACAAUGAAGUAGCUGCACAUAAGAAGGCACUGGGAUUGGAUUCUAAUAAGGAUUAUCGCAGUCGUGGGAUGCAAGUAGCUAGACAGAUCAGAACAAUAAGUGGGUCAAAGGAAAAUGUUAGAGCAAAAACAGAUGAAUUAAUUAAGAUCUUCAUAGAUUCACCUUGGCCUCAGACUAUCAGUGUUGCAAUGUUCGCGGAGAAGGUUGUCGCACUUUGCAUAAACCCCACCAAAAGCAUUUUUGCUUAUGGUCAUGUCAUUGCUCUUGUUACUGCACAGGUCCCGAUUGCUAUGGAUCUUUUGCUUGCUGAGUUGAAUAGAGUUUGCAUCUUUACCGUUCCAAAGUACAUAAAUAACUCAGAGUCAGUAUUUGAUACAGAAGAAACUUACAAGAAAGCCAUUGGUUUUCAAGAGGAAGAUGGAAAGAUUGAAAGCAAAGACAGAUACUUAGAGCGGAUGGUAUCAUAUAUGAAAUUAUAUGGAGCUCUUGUUCAGACACAAGCUGGGGGCGUCCAAAAUUUGCAUGGUCUGGAAGAAGGUUGGGCAUGGCUUGCAAGAUUCUUGAAUGCUCUCCCUGCAAAUCUAUACACUGGAAUCGCACUGCAUACGUUCCUCGAAAUGGCAGGGUUUGCUCUCUACAGAAAGUACAAAUCUCAGUUCAAGAAGUUACUGAACAUCAUUUCGCGUGACUUCUUAAACGCACUAAAAGAACGUGGUGGAGAAGACACAAAGAUUAAUAAAGUCAUCACAAAUAUUCAGAAUUACAUAGAAUCAAACCAGUGCCGGGAGGAACCAGAAGGAUGGCGCCUGGAGAGCUCUUUGUUAUCGAAGUCUAUUGCUCCCUAACCAGAGUAUCAGGAGCAGUAUUAUCACCAGGGGAAUCGGCGUUACUAGAGUACCAAGAGCAGUAUUAUCGCCAGGGGAAUCGGCAUUACUAGAGUAUCAGGAGCAGUAUUAUCGCCAUAUGAAAUCUUUGCGGGUUAGAUUAUUGUAUUCAUCUUUAUGUACGCUGCAUAUAAUCAAAGAAAAAGGCAUGUCCACGGGAUAUAACAUUCCGAUUUCUGCCUAAUAGAAUUCAUUGUUUAAGUUGAACUGAGUUGUUUCUUGAUUCUGGUUCUUAUAUGGAGAAUGUAAAGGAUGUAUGGUUUGGAAUUAGUCCCAGAAUUGCCUGGGCAGUUUUGUAAGUUCAAUCUGUUUUGUG
Molecule: messenger RNA, 2578 nt
Organism: Cornus florida
Lineage: Eukaryota; Viridiplantae; Streptophyta; Magnoliopsida; Cornales; Cornaceae
Product: mRNA export factor GLE1
Exons: 16
Coding region: 340-2223 (627 amino acids)
Biological process (GO): poly(A)+ mRNA export from nucleus; regulation of translational termination; regulation of translational initiation
Cellular component (GO): nuclear pore cytoplasmic filaments; cytoplasm; nuclear pore
Molecular function (GO): inositol hexakisphosphate binding; phospholipid binding; translation initiation factor binding
Source: RefSeq, a predicted model, not a curated record